Messenger RNA from Moneuplotes crassus, 1833 nucleotides. NCBI's taxonomy places the organism in Eukaryota, Ciliophora, Spirotrichea, Euplotida, Euplotidae. The record is from the annotation of a GenBank genome assembly.
CUUCGGUGACUAUAUAAGCAGAUAGGCUAUUCACUUAUAUCCAUUUAGUGAUUCAGCCUCUCUAGAGAGCCUGAAGUGGCGAAUACUUCUACGUAUUAUAUACGUCCCUAAAUGCUCCAAAUGAUUAUGGAUAAGCACCCAUAUAGUUCGAGAGUAAAUACAAAUUUUGAAAAUCAGUAAAAUUUUAGAGAAUUUAUCACUUUAUUCCAACCCAUUGCUUAGGAAAGAAGGUUCGGAUUGGACUUGUACCCUGAAUACAGCUUUGACGAGAACGAUUGAGGUGUCAUCGGGUUGGUACUAUACUGUACAGAAGGGUCAAUAUCUCCGUUAAUAGUGCACUUCUUAUACUUCUGGUUAAGAUUCGGCUUUCUAAAUGUCAAAACGAUGUCCUCAUUUAAAGCAAGUUUGGAGUUUUUAGCCUUAAGUUUAUUCCUCUUCAUCUCAGCUCUUCUGACAGAGUCCCGGUAGAGGUCAAUGUAGACAUUAUCUUUGUUCCUAAUUUUGCCUAAGAGCUCUUUGUUGUACUUGGAUGUCUCAAGUUGAGGCUUAAAUCUAAUUUCGCUUCCUCUUUCGCUAUCGAUUUCCUUUUUCUUAAGCUCCUUAUUUUCCUUAAAUUUAUCGGCAUAUUGGUACAGCCUAGAGCUUAGCUCUUUGAUGCCAGCAGGCUCAUUAGUCUCAGACUCAGCCUUGAGAUUAGCGGUACUCUGGCUCUUCCGAAAGAGGCUAGACUGAGUGGGCUUUGCAACCAAUUUUGGCUUGAAAGUUCACUUAGAAAUUUCUUCCAGCUUUUUGUGUUCAGAAGCAAUUCUUUUCUUAGCUUGUAUUUUCUCCAUUUCUUUAUGCAUACGAGUAACCAUUUGCUUGUGGUCGUGAUGGUCAUCAUAUCUAGGCUUCCAGACACUAUCGUAAUUGAUAGAAGGAUGGAAUGAGAACUGGGAUUGGCCUCCACGAGAUACAGAAGAAGCUGCUGAAAAUGACCCCUUGUUUGAUAAUAACUUGCUUCUAAGUCUAUAAUGUUUCAUCUCAGUAUUCACCGAGCCUCUUUGGUCUAUUCCAAAGUUCCUCCUCCUAUUCUUGUUUUUCACCUGAGUCUCAAGCAAUUGGUUUGGCUUUUCUCUACUAGAGAGUAAGCCAUUCUCAAGAUAGGACUCGUCUUCUCAAUCUGACUUGAAUGGAGACUUCUCUAUGGAAAAUGGCUGGAUGUCUUCACCCAUUGCCUAAAUCUAAGUUAUUAUAAUUACCAUUUGUUUUCUCUUUCUUUGUAUACUUUUCUUUUUCCUCUCGAUCCUCUUUCGUUCUUGUUUCUCAAACUUCUCAAUUUUGGAUAGAGCCUCCCGAAGAUCCAUCUGAAGAGUAGCCAUGGAAGCUUCCAUAACAAUUCUAGCUUCUUUCUCAUUCUGUAGCUGCUUUUUCAGCUCAUCCUGAGCUUUUAACUCAGAAUUUUGCUUAAGAAUGCUGAAAGCAGAGAAUUUCUGAAGAUCAAAGGAUUUUAUAAGAGUCUUAGCCAAAAUUUGAGCACUAAGCUUUGCUUCCCUUUGUUUCAUAUCCUCCAUUUCCUGGUGCUUGUCAACCCAUCUGUCAAGGAUACCUGAGGUAACCUCCUCAGCUCGCUCUUCGAAGAAGUCAAUGAGGAUAUCCUUAGUAAAGCUGAGGAACAAAUCCUCUGUAUUUUCUUCAGAAAGUUGCUCAUUUUCUUCUGCUUCCUUCAGAAGAAGAGCAUACCUUCUUCUAAGGAUGAAGAUUUCUCCUUUCUGGUUAGAUGGAGAGAUUAGGCCGAAGUCUCACAUAAAGUCAAUGAAUCUGUUUAUUAAGUCUUCCAUGUUAGUGAUAGGU